Molecule: messenger RNA, 2043 nt
Organism: Arabidopsis thaliana (thale cress)
Lineage: Eukaryota; Viridiplantae; Streptophyta; Magnoliopsida; Brassicales; Brassicaceae
Product: selenium binding protein
Exons: 4
Coding region: 50-601 (183 amino acids)
Source: RefSeq, marked reviewed
CAGAGAGCCCAUUUGGUGCGGAGGUUGACAGAGCUUUAGUUCCGUACAAAUGGCGAGUAAGAAGGUUGACGGAGAAGGAAAAGGGAAAGCUAUAGCGAAUACGAGGAUGCUUCGAAGCAUGGAUCGAAAGACUCGAAGCGAUACUAAGCGAGAUGGUUCUUCUUCUAAGCUCAUGAAGAUCGAAUCUCCGGAGAAGAAGAAACGGAAGACGACGAAAGCGAAGAAUGUUGGAGCUGCGAAGAAGAAGGUAAAGAAAGAAGAGGUAGCUGUGAAAAUCGAGAAAGAGGAGGAGGAAGAUGAUGAUGCUGCAGAGAAAGAAGAAGAUGACGACUCCGAUAAGAAGAAGAUUGUGAUCGAGCAUUGCAAACAAUGCAAAUCAUUCAAGGAGAGGGCUAAUGAGGUGAAGGAAGGUCUAGAGGAAGCUGUUCCUGGCAUCAUUGUCACUGUGAAUCCUGAUAAGCCAAGGCGUGGUUGCUUUGAGAUUCGAGAGGAAGGCGGCGAGACAUUCAUCAGUCUUUUGGCUAUGAAGCGCCCAUUUACACCGAUGAAGGAACUUAACAUGGAAGAGGUCAUUGCGGACAUCGUAGAGAAGAUUAAGUAACACAGCUAGUAGGUUCUACCAAUGCCGAGUCUUUCGUUUCCUCCUUGGCCCUCGGCUAAUAGGCUUCAAUAUCUGACUAUCUAGAGCAACUGCAGGAUUUUUUAGGCUUAAUUUUGAUAUAUUGGUGAAAACCAUUUGAGCACGGUUUCGUCGUUUGGUAGUGCUUGAUCGGCUUUGUGCAGUUUCUUUAUGCUAAAACUUCCUGAUAUAUAUGGGAUUAAGUCUGUCUUCGUAAUGCUAGUUUGAAGCAAUUCGUUUCGUUUCAUUUAUUGUUGGAUUGUGUUUGGCGUUCAAUUACGUUACGGAUUGGAUGAAUGAAGAUAAAACAUUUAGUUACAAUGUGGUAAUACAAGCUUCACAGGACAGAACAUCACACUUUCAUUGUCUAAUGAUAAAUGAUUGAGGUACAAUAAUGUGAGUAGAAAUUGUUAGUGUCUUUGAUCCACUUCGUAUCACCAUUGCCUCUGUCUAUGUUCGAGUCUCAUUAUCAGUUUAAUUUAUCCUCGACUCGCUGUCUUAAAUCAUCUUAGAACCCAACAAAGCUAGCCACAAACCCGAGAACAAGGACAGCACCGAAGCUCAAACCGGUGUUAGAAGCAGAAGAAGGUGGUUCAGCCUCAUCAGCUGCUGCCAUCUUCUUCUUGCCAGACUUAUCUGGAGCUGGAGCUGGAGAAUCACUUUCUGAUGGUGCAGAUGCAGGUGCGGUUUCUGGAGCUAAACCAGGAGGAGCAUCUGCAUAAUCCCCUUCAUCAGCAGGAGCUGGAGCUGGAGUGGCUGCACCCUUCUUGGGAGAUGGGGCCGGUGGUGAAGACAUGGGUGGUGGUGGAGGAACCUUAACCGGAGACCCGAGUCCAGGUGCCACAAUGGGCAUGCUGAUCUGGACCACAGAGAGAUUGUACGGGUUACGGAAAACGGUUGUGAUGUAUUCAGCGGUUUGAGGAGCGCCUUUCACACCAGAACCAAAGUAAAUCUUUCCGUUAGAUUUGGUGCAGUUGAGGAAACCGUUUUGCUGUUGGCCCAAACCGGUGGACUGGUAAAGGGUAGUGAGCAAUGUGCUCUUUUCCUUGAGAGCCUUGAGCUUAAGCUCAUCAAAGUAGUCAAGAACCACAUGGUUCAUAAGAAUGUUCUUGACCUCUUCCUCGGGUCUACCAGAGAUGGAACCGAUAGCAUCGUUGUUAAGGGCCAGCACGGUGAUGGUCUGACGUUUGUUGAUAAUUGGUGUGAGCUCGGUCUUGGCAAGAAGCUCGGUCAUGGUGCUGAAUUCAGGGUAUUUCUCGAGCACUCGGGUUAUGUUAACCGCUGAUACAAUGGAUGAAACAGCGAGUAAGAUGGUGAGACAGAGGAGAGAAGAGGAGACCUUGAGACCCAUCUUUGGGUGUCUUUGUUUAUUACCCUUAUUAUUCUAUAGUAAAAGCUCAAACCUCAAAGCCUGAGUUUGCAAU